Molecule: messenger RNA, 1395 nt
Organism: Colletotrichum fioriniae
Lineage: Eukaryota; Fungi; Ascomycota; Sordariomycetes; Glomerellales; Glomerellaceae
Source: RefSeq, a predicted model, not a curated record
AUGAAUGAUCAUGGAAGGAAAUCGACUUGGACCACGCAAUUGUCGCCGUACCUGAAAGGCCUCAAGAUCAAGAACCUCAUGACGUCUCCUAAAUCACCAAAGUCACCCAAGUCCCCAAAGUCGCCAAGAACGCUACCGCCGAAGCUUCUCGACGAGGACUCGUCAUUUCGAAUUAUACACACGCCUGACAGGCCGGAGCGACCGAUAUCAAGACGGGCCAUUCCGAAUGACGAACAGUGCAUGGAAUUCCUGAUGUCUCUGCAGAGACAAGAGGAACACAAGAGGGGAGGCGUCAAGACGGGCCUCAAGAUGUGGCCGUACCCGGACGAGCAGGAGGCCGAGGACCGCAGGUACCUGCGGAGCGUAAGGGUCGAAAGUGUGCACUUGGAGGAAGCUCGUCUUGCGAGGACAAAUUCCUCCGGCCCGGCCAAGGUUGUGGAAGUGGGCAGAAGCUCAACCAAGUCGACGAUGGCAUCACGACGAUCAUACCACAUCAGCACACCCAGUGUAAGCGACGCAGGGGGCGUCGAAGAAAAGCCCCGAUGCGGUCUUACAAUGGCCGUCGGUGUUGCCCCCCUCUCUCCACCACCGACUCUGUCCCGCAGUCAAUCACGGCUAAGCUUUCACACGCCCAAGGCAAAUACAUCUCGCUGGUCCGAUGACAGCAUCGAGUCUCUCUUCUCGUCGUCAAGGGACAUCGACUCGCCGUGCCCUCAACGAGUUACUGUCCGCUCAUCUUCCGAAGCGCUGUCACCCACUGUAGUCGGGGACGAGUCUGUCGGUUCAUACUCGCCUCCCCUUCUGACGCCAGUGAAAGACCGGCCUGCUACACCGUUCACGGACCCUCGUCUGCGGGCGACGUCCGAACCGAUGACGCCUCCGCCGUCAGACCACAUUGUUCACCAGAUGAACAUAAGCCCUGAGCCGGUGCCGCGGAAGUACUCAUGGCGCUCUUCCAAAGAUACAAUCCUCAAUACAGGGGCCCCGAUAUCGAGAUUCCAGUCGUGGCUACCAGAGGAGCGGCCGGAAGAGGAUGUCGAAGGGGGACAGCAGCAACAACAACAACAGCAGCAGCAGCAGCAGCAGCAGCAGCAGUCUGAGCCGGAGGUCUACGGCGAGUGGGCGGACUACUACUUUGAGGACGGCAAUUUCUGGGACGACUAUUCGGAUGGCGAUGAGGAAGGGGACGAGACUAAAGUAGAGGAAGAGGAGGAUAUCGACGUCGUCGAGAAGGAGGAGCAAGAAGUUGGCGACGAAGAAGACGAAAAGGAGGAAGAGAACGAAGGCCAAAAAGAACGUCUUCGGGUCGACGACGAGGAGGUUUAUCCACGUUACGAGAGUUUCAUCAAGGAUUACAAGAACAACGUCAUGAAUAUCACGGUUACGGAGGUGUGA